This is a messenger RNA of Symbiodinium sp. CCMP2592, 453 nucleotides long. Lineage: Eukaryota; Dinophyceae; Suessiales; Symbiodiniaceae. The record is from the annotation of a GenBank genome assembly.
AUGAGCACUGUUGCCGAGCUUCUCGCUACGUGGCUGGGGCUGCACUUGUUCGGAUGGCUGGAUGUGACUGGGCAGAGUUUCACGGUUUCUGCUGGGACGGACAAUCUGGCGAAUGAGCUGGUCAUGCGCCGUCGGGGAACCACGAAAUUCCCAUUGACGUAUGUAUAUAUGCAGCUGGAGUACGCUUUGUUCCGCUGCGGGGGACAUAUGAACUUGAACUGGCGUCCGCGUGAGCUCAACACUGAAGCGGACGACUUGACGAAUGAGCGGUUCAGUGCUUUCGACUUAGCUCUUUGGAUUGAUGCAAAGUUUCCUGAUGUGCCGUGCAAGCUCCUUCUUGAUUUGGCAAGUUUUCAUUCUGAAAUGCUCGAGUGGCGAAAAGGGGGAGAAGGAAGUGCCCCUCCGAUUCCUUUGACAAAGAAGCAGAAGCUGGCCACUAAGACGAAGUGGUAA